UUCUUCAGUAGAAACAGUCCUCCAAGACCUGUUCUUUCAAUCUCAAUAUGGCCCAAACAGUGUUUGGCUAGCUAUUUACAUCUCAGAGGGAGGAAUCAAGGAACUCAGCUGCAUCCCUUCUUGCAAAUUCUAAGAGUAAUCCUCGGAUGAUCUAAUAUGGGGGUCUGCAACUGCAACUCUUGGAACUCCCCCCGACCAGCUGUAUGUAUUCUCCUUUCUUUUCUCUUCCUAUGCUGUCUUCUUGCAGAAGCCCCUCAUGCCAAUGCACUGAGCUUCAAUCUCACCAGGAUUGGGCCUCAACAUCUCAACGUCAAUAUAACACUCUACGGAGAUGCUUAUAUCUCAGAUCAAGGGAUUCAAGUCACCUCAGACGAGCGCCGCACAGACCGUAGAUCGAGAGGCGGCCGAGCCGUCUACAAAGAGCCUCUUCAACUAUGGGACAAAGCUUCUGGGAAUUUGACAGAUUUCAGCACCUAUUUUGCGUUUGUGAUCGACUCAAGUGGGAGCUCAGACUAUGCAGAUGGGCUGGCCUUUUUUCUUGCCCCCACUGUUGAUAGUCCCAAUAAUAUCACUACGGGUGGAGCCAUGGGCCUUCCAAUCCACCCUGAUACAAUACAACCACUCUGCCCAUUUCUUGCUGUGGAGUUUGAUACAUAUUACAAUCCACCAUGGGAUCCUGUAACAGGAUCGAAAACCCAUGUAGGUAUCAACAUCAACUCUCUCACGUCAAAUGUUACUCAAGAGUGGUUUAGCAACAUUACCGGUGGAGCAACAAAUGAGGCUUGGAUUACAUACAAUUCCAGUUCAAAACAUUUGAGUGUUGUUUUCAGUACUUCUCCUGUAAAUAACACAAGGGUCGAGAGAGGUCUUAAUUUUUUGGUUGAUCUUAGGGACUACUUGCCAGAACAGGUUGCAAUCGGCUUCUCAGCUUCAACAGGAUCAUUUUUUGAGAAAAACAAUGUUAAAUCGUGGAAUUUUAGUUCGAGUUUAGUUGUCCCUGACAAGACAGCUUCCAGCCCAGGGCCUAGUGCAGUUUCUCCUACGGAGAAGGGUGGAGGUACCAGCAACAAGAAGGGUCUGGUGGUGGGAUUGAGUGUAGGCCUACCAGCUUUGGUGCUUGUGUUGGCCUUGGCUGGCUAUGUCUUCUGGAAGAAAACUAGAGCAGAGGACGAAUUUGCAGUUGAACUGUCUAUGGAUAGUGAAUUUGAGGCAGGAACUGGGCCAAAGAAGUUUUCAUACAAUGAACUAUCCUGGGCAACUAGUAACUUUGCAGAGGAACAGAAGCUUGGGGAGGGAGGAUUUGGAGGUGUUUACCGAGGUUUCUUGAGGGAAUUGAACUCCUAUGUUGCUGUGAAGAGGGUAUCAAAGGGGUCAACACAGGGAAUAAGGGAGUACGCGUCAGAAGUGAAGAUCAUUAGCCUGUUGAGGCAUAGAAACCUGGUGCAACUCGUUGGUUGGUGCCAUGAGAAAAAACAACUCCUCCUUGUAUACGAGUUCAUGGCAAAUGGCAGCUUGGAUUCCCACCUCUUCAAACAGAAAACCUUGUUGACAUGGCCAAUAAGGUAUAAAAUUGCUCAAGGCCUGGCCUUAGCACUGCUCUACCUACACGAAGAAUGGGAACAGUGUGUGGUCCAUAGGGAUGUGAAGUCAAGCAAUGUUAUGUUGGAUUCCAAUUUCAACGCCAAACUUGGUGAUUUUGGAUUAGCUAGGCUUGUUGACCAUGAUAAAGGAUCACAAACCACAAUUGUUUUGGCAGGCACAAGGGGCUAUAUGGCCCCGGAAUAUGUAGUUACAGGCAAAGCUGGCAAGGAAUCAGAUGUCUAUAGCUUCGGAGUUGUAGCGCUGGAGAUAGCUUGUGGAAGAAAAGCCAUUGACAAUAAGGUCCCAGAAAGCCAGAUGAUACUGGUUCAGUGGGUUUGGGACCUCUAUGGUACAGGACAACUGCUGGAGGCUGUGGAUCCAAAGAUUGGCACAGAUUUUGACCAACAAGAAAUGGAAAGAUUAAUGAUUGUUGGGCUCUGGUGUGCGCACCCUGAUCACAAUCUCCGGCCUCCUAUUAGACAAGCAAUUCAAGUGCUUAAUUGUGAAGCCCCAUUGCCCAUCCUUCCGGCAACAAUGCCAGUGGCAACAUAUUUUGCUCCCCCACUAAAUUCCUUGACAUCUCUGGUUUCUUCUACCUAUGGCACCAACUUUUCUGACAGCAGCCAAGUCCAGUCUUCAAGCUAUAGUUACAACACUGAUUCUUCAAAGGUCACAUCUUCUUCUGCAUCUGCAUCUGCAUCACUUUUGUAUUCAACAACAAGAUGAUUCUAACUGUAUCUGCAUGCCACCUAAAAUUUAUCUGCUACAUAUAUGAUGUAUUACGUAUGAUUAUAUGUAUGUUGUUUCAAAAAUAACAUUGCCUUUUAGUUUGAGAUAAUAAGGUCUAGAAUAGAAUUGGAAGGUGCUGGUGGGAUUGGUGGCGACGGUGUUUGACUAGUAGAGCAAUUAUCAAUGAUCAGAUAGGGAGGAGAGGGGGCUGUUCUGUUUUUGUUGCUUAGUGUUUGUAAGACUCGAAUAUAGCUCUCAUGUGUGUUGGUUUUGUUCCUUCUUUAUACAACCAGUGCUUCCAUUAAAUGUA
Messenger RNA from Diospyros lotus (date-plum), 2620 nucleotides. Its product is annotated as L-type lectin-domain containing receptor kinase IX.1-like. The record is from RefSeq and is a predicted model, not a curated record. The transcript is spliced from 3 exons. Gene Ontology annotation, cellular component: plasma membrane. NCBI's taxonomy places the organism in Eukaryota, Viridiplantae, Streptophyta, Magnoliopsida, Ericales, Ebenaceae. Gene Ontology annotation, molecular function: ATP binding; protein kinase activity; carbohydrate binding. Bases 157 to 2307 code for a protein of 716 amino acids. Gene Ontology annotation, biological process: protein phosphorylation.